CGACGAUGGCAGCGAGUGCCUCUCUGAGGCCAGCGUGGACCUCGUUGGGUUCAUCGGCUGCUCAGAGUCUGCGGCAGAGCUUUGCGCACUUGGAAGGUACAGACGGACGCACGAGCGACAUUGCACAAGCCAGCGGGCAACAGAUCUGCAUUCUCGAUGGAUCCUAUAAGUUGCGAACGACUAUCUCGUUUGCUUCCUCAGUUCCCUCAGACUCGUUUUCGAAAGAGUGGUUCGUGCAGUGUCUGGCCCUUGGCUUUGGAUCAGAAGCUCGAAUCUUGGCGGCCGCGUCUUCCAAUCGCAUCUCGGUGUGGACCUCGGGCUUCUCGAGCGACUGGAAGCUGCAAACUUCAUUUUUCGUUGAAGAUGCCGUGACAUACUUGAGUUUGCAUAGAGAAUCGAGCCUGUCAACUUGGAAGCUCAAGGAUGGGCCAGUGGCUUCCUGGACAAGAUCCUGGCGUCUCAAAUCGUCCAAAGCAGUGACCUGCGCAUCGUUUGAUGGAACCGGUCGCCGCUUUGCGGCCACCUUCUCGCAGGACCCGACAGUCUUCGUUUGGACGAUCGACGCAGAAAAAAGGCCAAAGCUCAGGAACAGACUGAGACAUUCGAGAGCGGUUGUCAAAGUCUCAUGGAGGGGCGCACCAGAAGACCAGAGCCACGCUGACGUGCUGAUCACCACCACUUGUGACGGAGUCGUGCGGCUAUGGAUGGCGGUCAUAGAUGAACCAGACUGCUAUCGGCUCUGGUCCGCGACCGACGCCGCUUCGUUUGAUUCGAGCAGACGGCGAGCAACGGGAGGCAAGGGACAGCAGCGGCCUUGCAUCUAUCUCGAUGCGAGGAGAGCUACCUCCACCAUGCGACGCAGCUUAGAUCUUCUCCUUCGGGACAUCCAAAUGGCAGAGACUGGCGUGGGCAGCGAUCGAAUUGAUCUCACAGAGAAGACAGUGGACCUCAAACGAAGUCGGGCCCGUCGACUGGAACAAUUCAUUUCAGAGACGCCCGACAUGUUCCUCCAUGUGAACCAAGAAGGCAUCCUGGGGGUUCGGGCACUGGCUGGUGUCGAUCGACGACCACCGACGCUGUGCGAAAGCUUCACUGCGCUCAAGAUUCCCGCCCCUGAUCUGGUUCAGAGCGAAGCAAUGCAAGACGUCGACCUGGUGACGCUCACGAUCCCCCCAUCGGCCGAUUGCGACAACCCUACGGGUCUUAUGCGUAUCGAAGGUGGCGAGAAAGGCGGUAUUGCAGACUUUCAACUAUCUCCAGCCUUGCUCUUCGACGGUCAAGGGCAGGGUCUGACUUCCAAGAGGCCGUCGGGAAGUGUGGGUCACCUCGACACCAUCUCCAGCCUGUCCUGUAGCGGCGACACGCUCUAUUCCUUUUCAGGUAGCGGACGGGCUAUUCGGUGGUCUCCCCACGGCUCGCAAAAAGAAGAGCUUAGCCAGACCAUCGCUGCGCCGCUCGGCAAAGUUGCAAUGCGAGGCAAUCGUUGCGUCCUGGAGAGUCAAGACGGCGAAGUCUUUGCUGGGGAAUUUGGCAAACGGUUGUUGAAGCUCGACGGACUUCCUCCGGGAUCGAAGAUGCAAGAUCUUGGUUGGACGUCAAUCUCGGAUAAAACUCUCGCCUUGAUCUCGACUACAAGUGGGGAGGUCUUUGCGUGGAAAGGAGAAGAACCAAAUCUGCAAAGGGUGCAACUAAAUGGAAGGGAGGGAAAUAAGGCUCUAGCUUUUGUCGACGGACGAAACAGCGAUACAGUCCUUACCAUCGAUUCUCAGUCAUUGGACGUUUGGACAGUCACGACUGAGAAGUCCGGGCUUUGCCUACGUCUACAGAAAAGCAUCAACGGGACGGGGCAUUUGCAACUGGCGACAUUCGAGCACGACCAGAAUCUGGCCGCGCUGGUCGAUGGAUCUCUGAUCGUUGUCCACGAUCUGGCUUCGAGAAGCACCGAUACGAUCAAACCUACGGGCAAAGUAGUCGCCAUGGGAUGGUCUCCAGAUACGUCCAAUGGCCCGCUGCUCGCCGUUGCCUCGCAAACAAGCGUAGACAUCUUCUGCCGAGCCCGAAACGAUCUGCUGGGGACUCGCGGUGAUGCAAAAUCUCGUUGGCGUCUGAGUGCCCAGAUCGAUCUAUCGUCCGCCGUCGCCGCACCCAUCUCCUCGUUGGUAUGGCUUUCAGACUUCCAGCUCGUCAUUGCCUCCUCGAAUCAGCUCUAUAGCUUUGGACCACUUAUGAACGAUCCGGAGAAGAAGUCUUUGCACUUAGCGCAAUUGGCCGCCUCGAAACUGGGACCACUACCCGAGUACCAUCCCCAGGUCUUGUCUGGGUGCUUGCUGUUAGGGAGACUGGACUUGGCAAGACACAUCCUGGCCCAUGCGCUCAAGAACGACGAAUUUCUUGAUGGCUCGUGGACGUGCUUGAAGAAGCCAAUUAUCGACGCACCUCGUAUAGAUGCGGGCGGCGACCUUGACCACCUCGCAACACUACACCUAGAGGACAAGAAAGAAUUUCGAGCAAUCAGCCGAGCCAUCAUUGACGUCGAUGAGCUUCAAAUGCCGCUAGAUGACGAGGGCUUGCGCUACCUCGUCUCGCUCAAGUGGCGACUCGCAAGCUUGUCUGACAUUGAUACUCCAUGGCGAGAUGUUAUCUUUGCCUUCCACAGCAAAAGACAGGAACUUCUUGUCCAAGUCCUUGACCGGUGGUACAACUCCAAGAUUGACUGGCCUACCGCUCGUUCGAUUGGCCUCUUCAUGUGGCUUCGAUCAAACGACGACGUCCGCGCCCAGGCCGAACUUGUGGCUAGGUGCCAGUACACGAAGGGGGAGGAUAGGGAUCCCUCUGCGUGCUCUAUUCUCUAUUUUGCCUUGGGCAAACAGAAGCUCGUGCUAGGCCUUUGGAAGCAGGCUUACUGGCAUCCUGACCAGAAGAAGAUGCUCCAAUUCUUGGCCAACGACUUCACGCAGGAUCGCUGGCGUUCGGCUGCCCUCAAAAACGCAUUUGCCUUGUUAAGCCAGCGGAGGUUUGAGAUGGCUGCCACUUUCUUUUUGUUGGGUGGAAGCGUCAGGGAUGCGGCCAACGUAUGCAUCCGAAAUCUCGACGAUCUCUCGCUGGCUGUCACAAUCGCUCGACUGUACGAGGGCGGCGAAAGUGGUCCCGUCCUAGCUGACAUUCUGAAGAAGCAUGCGAUUCCGCUUGCCGUCGAGAGAGGUGAUCGGUACUUGGCCAGCUGGGCAUUCGGCCUGCUCGGUCGUGAGGAGUACGCUCUGGCGUCUCUGGUUAGACCCUUGACAGACGUUGCAAAGGAAGCACUAGUCGUCGACUUGAACGUCGCCAAAGCGGAAGAGGAAGAUCCGUCGCUGCCGUUGCUGUACCGGACACUCCGACAGACUUUGCCCCCGCCAUUACCGCCGAGCCGCUCCGAAGCGCAGCUCGUGCUUGACUCGGCCCGUCAGCUUCGUCAGAGCGGCUGCCACUCACUGGCACUCGAGCUUGUUCGCAGCUGGACCUUUUCAAAGGCCGCUCCCAUUGCUCCCACUGCUGCCUCCAAGUUUACCAACCGAGUCGAGCCACAGCAGCAGCAGCAGCAGCAGCAGCAGCAGCAGCAAGAUAUUCCGGCUACGCCGGCGACCAAGGCGCCUAGCCUUAUCAAGAGGGACAAGGACCUUCAACAGCAGGGCGCUCAAGAGUUCAGCAUGGACUCGUUCGGCUUCUGACCUGCUAGCCUCGUGAUAAUAUAUUACAGCAAUAGAUCCCCGUCUAGCAUUAGCUCCAGUCGAGAUCCUCGUCAACGAGGUCCAUGAUCUUUUCCCCGUCUGCAUUUCGUGCGUCGGUCGGAACAAGUGCACUGUCCCGCUCUUGGAGAGCCUUUUGCCAGCCCCCUUGGUCGACGCGGUCUGACUCCUGGGCUGCCUGG
Acaromyces ingoldii is the source of this 3907-nucleotide messenger RNA. RefSeq lists its product as hypothetical. The transcript is spliced from 6 exons. Bases 6 to 3707 code for a protein of 1233 amino acids. Lineage: Eukaryota; Fungi; Basidiomycota; Exobasidiomycetes; Exobasidiales; Cryptobasidiaceae. Gene Ontology annotation, biological process: vacuolar acidification. Gene Ontology annotation, cellular component: RAVE complex. Gene Ontology annotation, molecular function: protein binding. The record is from RefSeq and is a predicted model, not a curated record.